Messenger RNA from Leopardus geoffroyi (Geoffroy's cat), 1678 nucleotides. RefSeq names its product F-box protein 2 (gene FBXO2). NCBI's taxonomy places the organism in Eukaryota, Metazoa, Chordata, Mammalia, Carnivora, Felidae. The record is from RefSeq and is a predicted model, not a curated record. Gene Ontology annotation, molecular function: protein binding; ubiquitin protein ligase activity. The transcript has 6 exons. Gene Ontology annotation, cellular component: cytoplasm; SCF ubiquitin ligase complex. Gene Ontology annotation, biological process: glycoprotein catabolic process; SCF-dependent proteasomal ubiquitin-dependent protein catabolic process. The coding region runs from base 447 to 1346 and encodes 299 amino acids.
GGAAAAUUACCUGGAGCGGGGCGCCGGGAGGGGCCUCCGCCCUCCUCCCUCCUCCAGGGCUGCGCGCCCCGCACCCUCCGCAUGACCCAGACUCGCGGUGCCCCCUCGCCUCCUCCUCCCAGAAGCCACCCCUGGAGGGAGACACCCCAAAUCGGAUCCCCAUUCCCAUGAAAAAACCCGACUCCCGACCUUUCCCUGCCUCCUGGGUCCGCCUGGAACCGGUAGCCUCAGGCCUGGGGCCGACCGCUCCAGACUGCGGGGCGUCCCGGCUCCCGGCCAAAGGCGGGGCGGGGCGGAGGCGGGGGCCUUUAAGAGGCGCGGCCAGCCGGGACCCGACCUAGACGCGGGCAGCGCCUGGACUCGCCGCCGCCGCCGCGGGACUCGGGCAGCCCCGCAGCCCCGCAGCGCUCCGGCUCCUCCUCCUCUCCAGACCGCCCUCCGCAGCGAUGGACGGAGACGGUGAACCAGAGAGCUUGGGCCAGCCGGAGGAGGUGAGCCCGGAGGGGCAGCAGGAGGAAGCCGGCGCGGAGGAGGCCAGCGCCGGGGAGGAGCGGCCCGAGGAGGAGGAGGAGGAGGAGGAGGCGGCGGCGGCGUACCUGGAGGAGCUGCCCGAGCCGCUGCUGCUGCGCGUGCUGGCCGAGCUGCCGGCCGCCGAGCUGGUGCAGGCCUGCCGCCUGGUGUGCCUGCGCUGGAAGGAGCUGGUGGACGGCGCCCCCCUCUGGCUGCUCAAGUGUCAGCAGGAGGGGCUGGUGCCCGAGGGCGGCGCCGAGGACGAGCGCGACCACUGGCAACAGUUUUACUUCCUGAGCAAGCGGCGGCGCAACCUUCUGCGCAACCCGUGCGGGGCAGAGGACCUGGAGGGCUGGUGCGACGUGGAGCACGGAGGGGACGGCUGGAGGGUGGAGGACCUGCCCGGAGACUGUGGGGUGGAAUUCAUCCACGACGAGAGCGUCAAGAAGUACUUCGCCUCCUCCUUUGAGUGGUGUCGCAAAGCGCAGGUCGUUGACCUGCAGGCUGAGGGCUACUGGGAGGAGCUGCUGGACACCGCUCAGCCGGCCAUCGUGGUGAAGGACUGGUACUCGGGCCGCAGGGACGCCGGCUGCCUGUACGAGCUCACGGUGAAGCUGCUGUCGGAGCACGAGGACGUGCUGGCCGAGUUCAGCAGCGGGCAGGUGGCGGUGCCCCCAGACAGCGACGAUGGCUGGAUCCAGAUCUCUCACACCUUCACCGACUAUGGGCCCGGUGUCCGCUUUGUCCGCUUCGAACAUGGGGGUCAGGACUCCGUCUACUGGAAGGGCUGGUUCGGGGCCCGAGUGACCAACAGCAGCGUGUGGGUGGAGCCCUGAGUGACCCCUCCUCCAACCUCAGCCCUCUUGGAGGUGCAGAGGCCUGGGGUAGAUAGGCCUUAGUCAGUAGCCCCCUCACUUUUCCCAUCCCCCACCUCACCCCCACCCCCACACACUCCUCUCCUGCCCCAUUCUCCCAGCCCAGCCCCCACACUGGGAAAGAGGAGUUUUGCUGGCGUAUAUGUGCAUCUAGAAAAUAAGAUGGGUGAGGGUAUGGGCCUGGGUCGGGCCCACCGCUGAAUCCCCUGCACCUAGUACAGUGCCUGCCGCAAAGUGGGCACCUAAUAAAUAUUUGUCCAAGGAAGGAAUGAAUGAACAAACGGAUGAAUGAA